Molecule: messenger RNA, 6455 nt
Organism: Drosophila serrata
Lineage: Eukaryota; Metazoa; Arthropoda; Insecta; Diptera; Drosophilidae
Gene: grh
Product: grainy head
Biological process (GO): regulation of transcription by RNA polymerase II
Cellular component (GO): nucleus
Molecular function (GO): DNA-binding transcription activator activity, RNA polymerase II-specific; RNA polymerase II cis-regulatory region sequence-specific DNA binding
Source: RefSeq, a predicted model, not a curated record
CAGCACCACCAGCAGCAGCAACAACAACAUUUAAGAUCGGAUCCAGACAGCCUCCCGGACUCCACCAGCAGCUCCAUAGUUACACUGUUCCAGCCCGCUCGAGUGCCAUAGAUCCUCACCAAGUGCCAAAAUCCGCAUCCUGAUCCGGAAAAUACGGCCCAAAACUGAGCUGAGAACGAAGCGAAGGAAGUUCCUUAGUGCCAUAGAAUGCGGUAAAUUGAAACAACGAACGACACACCAGAAAGACAAACCAACAAAUCCAACAAAUCCAACAAAUCCAACACAGAAACUAUCCAUCUGGAACUGGAGCGAACUACUAAAACUACAACUAAAACAACAAAGUGCCUUCCAUCAAUCCGUUGAUUAGUGAUAUUUAUUAUGUUUAUACUUGCCAGCAGGAGCAGCAUCAGCAUCAUUAACUCGAACUUGAGCGACCUUCCAAGGAUCCAGCAUCGAUGACCAGUCCACGAUCAGUUCAUGACCAAGUCAGAGUGCAAUCCAGAAGCCAAGUCCGAGUCCAGAUCCAAGUCCAAAUCCAGUUCAAAUUAGUUCAGUAAGCAGAGGCUAAAGGAGACAGAGCCACAGCGAAUAAUGUCCACAUCCACCGCCACAACGAGCGUCAUUACGUCCAACGAGCUCUCGCUGUCCCACGGCCACUCGCACCAUAAUCUUCACCAGCAUCAGCAGCACAGUCGCCUGGGCGUGGGUGUUGGUGUGGGUAUCCUGAGUGACGCCUCUCUGUCCCCCAUUCAGCAGGGUACCGGAGGCAACAACGGAGGAGGAGGAGGCGGCGGAGGAGGAGGAGGCAAUAACAACAACAACAACAACAACAGCUCACCGCUGGCACCCAACGGUGUACCGCUCCUGACCACAAUGCAUCGAUCACCGGACUCACCACAGCCGGAGCUGGCCACCAUGACGAAUGUGAAUGUUCUGGACCUGCACACGGACAACUCCAAGCUGUACGACAAGGAGGCUGUCUUUAUCUAUGAGACACCCAAGGUGGUAAUGCCACCGGAUGGUGGACCAGGUGGCGGUGGCGGUAGUAAUCCCGAUGAGGGUCAUGCCAUCGAUGCCAGGAUUGCAGCCCAAAUGGGUAACCAGCAGCAGCAGCAGCAGCAGCAGCAGCAGACGGAACACCAGCCGCUGGCCAAGAUCGAGUUCGAUGAGAAUCAGAUCAUCCGCGUCGUGGGUCCAAAUGGAGAGCAGCAGCAGAUCAUCUCGCGGGAGAUCAUCAACGGGGAGCACCACAUCCUCUCCCGCAACGAGGCCGGCGAGCACAUCCUCACGCGCAUCGUUAGCGAUCCCUCCAAGCUGAUGCCCAACGACAAUGCGGUGGCCACCGCCAUGUAUAACCAGGCCCAGAAGAUGAACAAUGACCAUGGUCAGGGUAAUGUCUAUCAGACCUCUCCCCUGCCCCUGGACGCCUCCGUGCUCCACUACAGUGGGGGCAAUGACAGCAACGUGAUCAAGACGGAGGCGGACAUCUAUGAGGACCACAAGAAGCAUGCAGCUGCCGCGGCAGCAGCAGCAGCAGCCGCCGCCGCCGGCGGUGGUCCCAUCAUCUACACCACCUCCGAUCCCAAUGGAGUGGUGAAGCAGCUGCCCCACCUGUCCGUGCCCCAGAAACUCGAUCCGGAUCUGUAUCAGACGGACAAGCAUAUCGAUUUGAUCUACAACGACGGCAGCAAGACGGUUAUUUACUCCACCACGGAUCAGAAGGGUCUCGAGAUAUACUCGGGCGGCGACAUUGGCAGCCUGGUCUCCGACGGCCAGGUGGUUGUCCAGGCCGGACUUCCCUAUGCCACCGCCACGGGUGCCGGCGGACAGCCUGUCUACAUAGUGGCCGAUGGCGCCCUGCCCGCCGGAGUGGAGGAGCAUCUGCAGAGUGGCAAACUUAAUGGCCAGACCACGCCCAUAGAUGUCUCUGGAUUAUCACAAAACGAGAUUCAGGGCUUUCUCCUUGGCUCACAUCCCUCGUCCUCGGCGACGGUCACCACCACCGGCGUGGUCUCCACCACGACGAUCUCGCAUCAUCAUCAGCAGCAACAGCAGCAGCAGCAGCAACAGCAGCAACAGCAGCAACACCAGCAGCAGCAGCAGCAACAUCCCGGCGACAUUGUCAGUGCCGCUGGCGUUGGAAGCGCGGGCUCAAUUGUUUCCAGUGCAGUUCAGCAGCAGCAGCAACAGCAGCAGCAACUAAUUAGCAUCAAGCGAGAGCCCGAGGACUUGCGCAAGGAUCCCAAGAAUGGCAACAUUGCCGGUGCAGCGGCGGCCAAUGGAGCGGGCACGGUCAUAACGCAAAAGAUCUUGCACGCAAGUGAAGCUGAUAGGCCCAGCACAUCGGAAGCAGGAUCUAUCUUGGGAUCCACCGGAAGCAUCACACCACCAGAACCACCAGCACCACCUCAAGCAGCGGCACCACUUCACUCCCCCAGCACCACAGCGAUGUAUGCAACCACGGGCGGCACACAGAUUUACCUACAGACCUCACAUCCCAGCGCGGCAAGCGGAGCGGGCGGUGGGGCAGGACCCGCAGGAGCUGCCGGCGGCGGCAGUGGAGGAGGCGGCGUCUCCCUGCAGGCUCAGAGCCCCAGCCCUGGUCCAUAUAUAACGGCCAAUGAUUAUGGAAUGUAUACGGCCAGUCGCCUGCCGCCAGGACCCCCGCCCACCAGCACCAGCACCUUCAUUGCGGAGCCCUCGUACUAUCGCGAGUACUUUGCGCCGGACGGCCAAGGUGGCUAUGUCCCAGCCAGCACGCGAUCCCUCUACGGUGACGUGGAUGUGUCCGUAUCCCAGCCCGGCGGAGUGGUCACCUAUGAGGGCCGCUUUGCCGGCAGUGUUCCCCCACCCGCCACCACCACAGUGCUGACCAGCAGUCUGCACCACCAGCAGCAGCAGCAGCAGCAGCAGCCACAACACCACCAGCAGCAUCAGCAACAGCAUCAGCAACAGCAGCAGCAGCAUCAUCCACAUUCGCAUCCACAGGAUGCAAAGAGCAAUGGUGGAGCCACGCCCCUGUAUGCCAAGGCCAUCACGGCGGCGGGUCUCACCGUGGAUCUGCCCAGCCCGGAUUCGGGCAUUGGAACGGAUGCCAUCACUCCGCGGGAUCAGACCAACAUACAACAGUCCUUCGAUUACACGGAACUGUGUCAACCUGGCACCCUGAUCGAUGCCAAUGGCAGCAUACCCGUGAGCGUGAACAGCAUCCAGCAGCGGACAGUGGUCCAUGGGAGUCAGAAUAGUCCCACAACCUCACUGGUGGAUACGAGCACAAAUGGAUCGACACGAUCACGGCCCUGGCAUGACUUUGGACGACAGAAUGAUGCAGAUAAAAUUCAAAUACCAAAAAUCUUCACAAAUGUGGGCUUUCGCUAUCACCUGGAGAGCCCCAUCAGCUCAUCGCAGAGGCGCGAGGACGAUCGCAUCACCUACAUCAACAAGGGUCAGUUCUAUGGGAUAACACUGGAGUAUGUCCACGAUGCGGACAAGCCCAUCAAGAACACCACCGUCAAGAGUGUGAUCAUGCUAAUGUUCCGCGAGGAGAAGAGCCCCGAAGAUGAGAUCAAGGCCUGGCAAUUCUGGCACAGUCGUCAGCAUUCCGUGAAGCAAAGAAUCUUGGAUGCAGAUACGAAGAACUCGGUUGGCCUCGUUGGUUGCAUCGAGGAAGUGUCGCACAAUGCCAUCGCCGUCUACUGGAAUCCGCUGGAGAGCUCCGCCAAGAUCAACAUUGCGGUUCAGUGCCUCAGCACGGAUUUCAGCAGUCAAAAGGGAGUUAAGGGCCUGCCGCUGCACGUACAAAUCGACACAUUCGAGGACCCCAGAGAUGCGGCAGUCUUCCACCGCGGCUACUGUCAGAUAAAGGUCUUCUGCGAUAAGGGCGCUGAGCGCAAGACUCGUGACGAGGAGCGGCGGGCUGCCAAGCGAAAGAUGACGGCAACGGGCAGAAAGAAGCUGGACGAGCUAUACCAUCCAGUGACGGAUCGGUCCGAGUUCUAUGGAAUGCAGGACUUCGCCAAGCCGCCGGUGCUAUUCUCGCCCGCCGAGGACAUGGAGAAGAGCUUCUACGGCCAUGAGACUGACUCGCCGGAUCUGAAGGGGGCCUCGCCAUUCCUGCUCCAUGGCCAGAAGGUGGCAACGCCGACGCUCAAGUUCCACAAUCAUUUUCCGCCCGACAUGCAGACCGAUAAGAAGGAUCACAUCCUGGACCAGAACAUGCUGACCAGCACACCGUUGACCGACUUUGGUCCACCCAUGAAACGUGGCAGGAUGACGCCGCCCACCUCGGAGCGGGUGAUGUUGUAUGUGCGGCAGGAGAACGAGGAGGUGUACACGCCACUCCAUGUGGUUCCACCCACCACCAUCGGUCUGCUGAAUGCGAUUGAAAACAAAUACAAAAUCUCAACAACGAGCAUAAAUAACAUAUAUCGCACAAACAAGAAGGGGAUUACUGCGAAAAUUGACGAUGACAUGAUAUCGUUCUAUUGCAACGAGGACAUCUUCCUGCUGGAGGUGCAACAGAUCGAGGACGAUCUGUACGAUGUGACGCUAACGGAGCUGCCCAAUCAGUAGCAGUGGCCGUAGUAGUGAUCACACUACACAAGCUCAAAAAAAAGAAAGGAUAAGACACACAAAUGAAGGACACAAGCAGUUGUUUCAAUAAGCCAUUUUUCCAUAGAGCCUAAGUCUAAUUUCGUAGUUGUAGUAUUGGGACACACUUACACUUAAACACGACAAGUUGCAACAGAGAUUUGCGUGGAAUGAGAUUGGAAGGAUGAGACACACAACAAUAUAUACAAUAUGUAAAAUGAUAUACACUUAAAUUCGAAUUAGUUAUUUAGCAACAAUGAAUGAGAUUACUUUCUGAAAAUUGUUUGAUCAAAUUUAACAUUCUCGUCUAUGUCUAUAUAGAUACUCGAUAAGCUCUAAUCGUAAUCGAAUCGUGUACUUCUGUCUGUCCAGUAGGUUUAUAAGUCUCUGAUUAUGCUACGACCUUAGGUCCCAGGGCAAGUAAGAGUUACAGAAUCUAAAAUCUAUCUUUUAGGUACAUAUAUCCCUCGUUAGACUAUAAUAUUGUGUAAUCCAUUUUGUAUGUUUGGCUUAAGCGUUUUGAAUUGUUGAGAAUAUAUAUAUAUAUAAAUUGUAAAAUUAUUUUUGAAAAAAACACACACACAAAACAAAAAACAAAUCGUUUGUUCUAUAUUUCUAUUUCAAAACUACACCGUCCCCCACUCUCUUUCUCUUUCUUUAUCUGUUAUGUAUAAUUAGGAUCUCUGUACACAAAAAAAAAAACAACAAGAUAUAACGAAACAAAAAAUUGGUAGAAAAACCCUUCCCCUCCCCCAAGCUCGAAGUAAUUAUCCUUAAAAUUAGAUUUACGCACAUAGAGAUAAGCAAACACUCUGCAAUAAAACAUGUUGAUAAAAAUCGUAGUUAAGUCCAAGCUAAGGCAUAAAAACCCAUACAAAACCACAAAAAAAAAACAAACAAAUUAAGAAAACUUUAAAAAACACUUUUGUGCAUUUGUUGUGAAACAAACAAAAUAUCUAAAGAACAAAAAUCAACCGAGAACGUUGAUUCAAAACUAAACAAUAUAUUAAUUCAUGAAUCCAACGAAAGGACGCAGCAUUCGUAUGAAUCAGAUAUAAUAUAUAUAUAUGUAUUUGUAUAGGGAUAUAUAACAUGUCGUGUUUACAAUCUUUGUUUGCCAUAAUUAACAGUUUAAUUUAAUUAACGAAAUGUUUUGUGUACAAUGUUAUUUGAAUUCAAGCAGAGACUACACCGCGAGAUUUUGCUUGGAACUACGAAUACUCCGCAUCGAUUGCUACAAUUUUGAACAGUACGAGUUCAAUGCUCAAUAUUAUUAUUAAUUGUUUAUUAAUUGUAUAAUCCCCACCUUCAGUCCAACUCCCCCUCCCCUCCAAUACUUAACAAUAAUGCUCUUUACUACUCUAAUCUCUCUCUCUCACUUUUUUGCGAGGGGGAAAUACAAAACAUUUUCCACUCGACUUUUCCGGUGUUGUACAUCACAAUUUGUUUUUAAUGUUAGCCCUUAGUUUAUUACGUACUAUUCAAGAUACAACAAUAUUAUGAUAUGAAUUGAGAAGAAGAUAAGAUAUAUAUAUAUAUGAAAUGAUGAUGAUGAAUCGAAAAUCUUGCCUGCAUGUUAUAAUUCUAUAUGUUUAGCUAUCGUAUAACCCUUAAGUUCUACGCUCUUUCUAUAUAUGUUCGUAUACGAAACACAUAUACACAUAUAUUUUAAAGGCCAAUAAUUUAUUUUUUGUUACUGUUGGAAACGAUUCCGCGAAAAUAGAAAAGCAAAAAACAAAAAACCCCAAAAAAAAGAGAGAAACGUGAAAAUGCAACUGAGAACAAGUGGCACUCCAUAAAUCGUGGGAGAAAUGCAUAUGUCCAACUUGAGAAAUUAUAAAACAAGAGACAAGCAAACAAACAAA